This is a messenger RNA of Oncorhynchus keta (chum salmon), 5978 nucleotides long. RefSeq names its product MAP/microtubule affinity-regulating kinase 4-like. Gene Ontology annotation, molecular function: protein serine/threonine kinase activity; ATP binding; tau-protein kinase activity. Gene Ontology annotation, biological process: microtubule cytoskeleton organization; intracellular signal transduction; protein phosphorylation. Lineage: Eukaryota; Metazoa; Chordata; Actinopteri; Salmoniformes; Salmonidae. The coding region runs from base 996 to 3281 and encodes 761 amino acids. The record is from RefSeq and is a predicted model, not a curated record. Gene Ontology annotation, cellular component: cytoplasm. The transcript is spliced from 17 exons.
GUGUUACUGAGCCUCCGACGCAGCCCUGCCUAUUAUUUUGCUUGACGUUCUUCCUUCUUGCUCUUAUCACACAGUUUGGGAAUGUCUUUUUAUGUAGGCAAAUGUUACAACUGAUAGUAAUGAAGGAUAUCUGCAAGAAUCCAAGAUAAAUAAUUUUUCGAACGUUGAUUAUUAUUCGACGGCUACUUUUUCGGAAGUGGUCCAUCGCGAACAGAAAGAGAAAGGGGGUAACUGUAUAUUCGCCGAUGCUUUAUCCGCAAUUGUCAUGUCGUUGUAUUGUUUCUGUUGACGGUUAAUUAUUAAAUAAUCAACUAUGAAAUGCUGGUUGACAAUUAGUCUUAAGUCGUUCAGUGUUUUGCCUUGGGAGUGGUUGGUUUUGCGAGCAUCAUUUGGCACCCCCCAAAAAAAUACAUAUUUCUCAACGACAGACAUCCCCCCAUGGUCGUGGUACGCGCAGACUACCUGACCUAUGUUUUUAGUUUUGCCAAUUGUUUUUAUUGGAUAUAACAAACUUCUGUGUUCCGGACAUACACCCACAGGCAUCACUGGACCACACAUAAUUGCUUUCUAAAACAUAUUUUUAGUAUAGUAAUGGUGCGAUAGUUAGAAUAAACCCAUUUUGGUUUCAUUUUAUUUCCAUAAUGAAGCACAGCAUUGAUGCCUUUCUUCACAUGAAGAAUCAGCCAAACAUGAAGUGGAUAGCCUAGUAAGUAGGCUAUUCAGACCGUUUUCUAGACAAUUGUCUGUAUAAUUUCGUGUUCGGUGCUGCCCUUUUACAAUAAAAAUGAGUAUUGUUUGAGGAUAAAAUUCUGUCUCACUGCUCUCGAACCUGGGGUUGCCGGUAGGAUUGGCGUCUAUUGCCUUUGAACACUGGCUAGGCGGUGGAGCGGCCAAUGUCGACUGUUAUCCUCGGUAGAAUACAACGUUAAUCCUGUACAUACCUACAUACAAACCAAGUUGGCAUUUAGUCUGAUAGAAAGGAUACCUCAGGGACAAUGACUUCUCGUGCAGCACUACCUGGGAACGAUCGGAAAUCGGACCUCCAUACCUCUCUCUCGACGAGCCGCUCGGAGAAAAGCACCGGUUGGUCGAGCAGAUCACUCGGAGCACGAUGCCGGAACUCUAUCGCCUCAUGUUCGGACGAGCAGCCGCACAUCGGCAACUACCGUCUGCUCAAGACCAUCGGCAAGGGCAACUUCGCCAAGGUCAAGCUGGCCAGGCACAUCUUGACGGGCAAAGAGGUUGCAAUAAAGAUCAUUGACAAAAACCAGCUCAACCCGACCAGCCUACAGAAGCUCUUCAGAGAGGUACGGAUCAUGAAAGGCCUCAACCACCCAAAUAUCGUGCAGCUGUUUGAGGUGAUCGAGACAGAGAAUACGCUCUAUCUGAUAAUGGAGUACGCCAGUGGAGGUGAAGUGUUUGAUUACCUCGUGUCCCAUGGGAGAAUGAAAGAGAAAGAGGCGCGGGCCAAAUUCCGUCAGAUUGUGUCUGCUGUACACUACUGUCACCUGAAGAACAUUGUUCACAGGGAUCUUAAAGCGGAGAAUCUCUUGCUGGAUGCCGACUCCAACAUCAAGAUCGCAGACUUUGGCUUCAGUAACGAGUUCACCAUGGGCAACAAGCUGGACACGUUCUGUGGUUCCCCUCCCUACGCCGCACCAGAGCUGUUCCAGGGGAAGAAGUACGACGGGCCUGAGGUGGACAUCUGGAGCCUGGGGGUCAUCCUCUACACUCUGGUCAGCGGAUCGCUGCCCUUCGACGGGCAGAACCUCAAGGAGCUGCGGGAGCGUGUUCUGCGGGGGAAGUACCGCGUGCCUUUCUACAUGUCCACCGACUGCGAGGGCAUCCUGCGCAGGUUCCUGGUGCUCAACCCCACCAAACGCUGCACCCUGGAGCAAAUCAUGAACGACAAGUGGAUUAACUCUGGCUACGACGGAGAAGAACUGAAGCCUCAUAUAGAGCCCCUGGAGGACCAUAAUGAUGCCAGCCGCAUCGAGGUGAUGGUGGGGAUGGGUUACACCCGUGACGACAUCAAAGACGCUCUGACCACUCGGAAGUACAACGAGGUCACCGCCACCUACCUGUUACUGGGACGCAUGAAUGAGGUGGAGGGCAGCGAGUCUCGGUCAACCAGCAGUCUGAGCCUGGCGCGGGUACGGCCCAGCACCGUCAUCAACGGCACCAGUAAACACUCCACCUCCUCCACCACCUCCGCCUCGGCCUCCUCCUCCUCUCACAGCAAGACCACCCAGCGCAGCGCCUCCACCUACCACCCCCGCAGGAGGCACAGUGACUUCUGCGGUCCAGCAGCGCCCCCAUCCCACCCCAAGCGUAGCCCCAGCAGCGUGGCGGGGGCAGACAGGGAGCUGAAGGAGGAGGGGGGGCGCAUGGCGUCCCGGAAGGUCAGCAGCAGUGUGGUGGGCAGCCGUUCCAUCCAGCCCCCCUCCAGCCCCAUGGUCAGCAGCGCCAACAACCCCAACAAGUCAGAGAUCCCCGACCGCCGCAAGGAGAUUAUCACCGCCACGAACAACGUCCCGGCAAGUGCCAUGAUCCGCCGGAACACAUACGUGUGCACCACGGACCGGAACAGCACAGACAGGCCCUCCCUGCUGCAGAACGGCAAGGAGAACAGCUCCAUUUCCCACCGGCUGCCCCCGGCCUCGCCCUCUACCCACAGCAUCGCUGGGGCCUCGGGGACCUCCUCCUCCGCGGGCUCCCGCCUCACCCGGGGCUCCAGCAUCCGCAGCACCUUCCACGGUGGCCAGCUGAGGGACCGGCGGCCUCCCUCCCACGCCCCUCCCACCUCCCCCACCCUGUCCCACGACGCAAGCCCCCUGCCCCACGCACGUACCCGCGUCACCUCCAACCUGUUCAGCAAGCUCACCUCCAAGCUCACACGCAGGGUCACAGACGAACCUGAGAGAGUCUGCAGAUCUCCGGUCACAAGUCGCCAUCUACCUGGGCAUCAAAAAGCGUCAGAGCCCCGGACCCCCCGAUGCGGCUGGGAUGUGAGGGUGCGGAGCCCGCGGGACCCGGCGGAGGUGGUGCUGGCGCUGCGCGAGGCGGCCCAGGGCUGCGGCUGCCAGGUCCACCUGGCUGGGCCCUUCCUGCUCUCCUGCACCCACGGGGCGGCCGGCUCACGCGUGGCCUUCGAGGCUGAGGUGUGCCAGCUGCCCGCCGGUCCAGCCGAGACCAGCGGCGUGCGCUUCAAACGCCUGUGGGGGGCGCCGCUCGCCUUCCGGGAUAUCGCCACAAAAGUGUCCAAAGAUCUGGAGCUCUGAGGGCAACAGGGGGUGGGGCAGAGGGCUUCUACACUGGACAGACUGACCGAGGGGGCGGGAGAAGGAGACAGACUGAACCCGCUACCCCCACUGCCAACCUCGCCUCACCCCCGCCAAAGACCCGCUUCUGGUGCCACACGGACACGCAGGCACACCGGCACGGACGGCCCGGCCCCGCCACUCACAGACCUAUGACCUAUGAACCCUGCUAAGGCACCUCAAUAUUAUGUGAAUCUAGGGAGUCAAGCAGUUCUUUUUUAAUUCCGUAUUUGCAGAUUAAGAUAUUUUUCGUCAACGUAGUUAUGAUUAUAUUAUAUUUGUUGUCAUUCCUUUUUAACAGCUGCUAUUUAAAAGGUUUUUAAUAUUGUUUUUCUUUUCUUCACUUCAAUGAGCAAUUGACAGACUGAAUGCAUAUUUAAGAAACAAGGGGGCCAGCCCUUUCCUAGACAGAACUCCAGGCUAUAGAGCAGGGGUGUCAAACUCAUUUUGCCAUGGACGCCACAUUCGUUCUUCAACGAGGUCCGGACGGCAACACUGAAAAUGUGUUAUAUUUCCUUGCCGUCAAAAUUAGCAUAAAAUAGUCUAUCCACCCUAUCCAUAAUUUUUUGCAUUUUUUAUGCUCCCUAACUGUCUAGCUUUCAUUUCAGUGAUUAUUAACAAUCUGGACACAAUCAAUAAACUGUUUGAAUGUAGGUCCAUUAUCUUAUAAUUUCUACACAGUUUCGAUUUGGUUGUAGUCAAUUUAAAAUAAUUUCAAAAUCAAAUUUUAUUUGUCACAUGACCUUACUGUGAAAUGCUUACAUACAAGCCCUUAACCAACAAUGCAGUUUUAAGAAAAUACCUAUAAAAAAAGGUAAGAGAUAAGAAUAACAAAUAACUAAAGAGCAGCAGUAAAUAUCAGUAGCGGGACUAUAUACAGGGGGUACCGGUACAGAUAUAUAAAAAAAAAGACUCCUUUUUUGUUGUUAUUUUUGUGGGGUUUUACUCAAACCCGCAGGCCAGAUUGGACCCCCUCGCGCACCGCAGGCCAUAUUUUUGACACCCCUGCUAUAUAGGGAGCCACGCCGAAAUGCAGAGACGGACAACAAAAAAUAUUCUGUAAAACAAAUGCCAGACCCUUCUACCCAUCCAUCGUCUGCUCAAUUCUGUACGACCCCGUCUGCUACUCUCAUCAAGUUUCGAUUUGUGUUUUGUAUAUACCGGAAUGUUGGUUGCUAAUGAGCAAGGCUGUCUGACUUCAAUGUCCAAAGCAGAGUAGGUGAUGACUGCUCUUCUGAGCCACUAACCUUUAGAUUUUCUGCGUUUCAGCAGGUAAUGUACACAAGCAUUCUACACGUUCUUCUGGUAACACUUUUGGUUUAGCAAUAUCACCUCUUGUAAUUGUAUUUCCUCUUAAAUGUUACAGCACAUCCACAGGGCCAAGAUUCCAAACUUGAUUUGAUGUAAGCUGUGUUUAGUAUUAUGUUGGGGAAUAUUGCUUGUCACAUUUCCACAAUCACAAUUUGGAUCACUUUUUAGUAUAAAAUGACCCAAGAUCGCAUAAAAAAGAAAAUGACAUCAACUCCUAAUUUUCUGCUCAAAAAGAAAAGGAUAUGAUUGAUCAAACAGACUAUAAUAACUACAGCAACGCUAGUUGAAUUGCAUUAACUAUUUAUGUCCAUCGAUUCCUUUAUCUGUGGUUCCCUGGAGGAUGAGUUCCGAACUGCUCCUCAACACAGCCCUCGGCAACACUGAGCUUCCCUUCUGGUAGCCAAUCAGACUUCUGUAUUGCUGAGGGGGGUAGUUUAGAACGUGACCCUGGGUGACCUUGUUGAAAUGAACCCUGACACUCUUCUAUAAAUGAACCACGAUUCCAAGCUGCUCACAAUUGAUCCAAGUCAGGUAGAUAGUCACUCACUCACUCCGGCCUUGACUGUUUGUCACUGGCUUUGAUUUGCACCAAUAUACAGUAAUGAUCCUUGUCGCCUGUCAGUGGGUCAUAGCAGCAGACAUGCCAGAACAUCGUUCCCAGUUGCUGCAGUGGGCUCUUCUAGUUUAGAUCUCUCAACCAUGUUUCUAUUUUCUCAGCUCAGACUGUGUUGUUGGUGUCACUGAAUGUUCCUCAACCUUCCUUGUUUUCUGAAAGUCUGUCUGGCCUUUGUAAAUGGCUCAAAGAUUCAUCAACAGUGGAUGAUGUUCUCAUUACAGAGUGUGCUUGUUUGUCACUGUUACACCUCUGACCAUUUCCGCCAGCCUGCCUACACUGGACUGCCUGCCCAACACAAUAACAAAUCGUCAGUUGUUUUCAAACAUUUUCCACCUUAUUCCUUUUGGCAAAAAGAUUUAUUGCACACAUGUAUGGCAGUAGUACAUAGCAAUCCAUGACACUACAAUGACUUCAGUUUUCCCGUUGCAAGGAAUCAUGGGAGAUUUUAGUUGCUACAGGUGGCCACAAAUGUCUUAAAAUGUGAAAGCUGUGAUUUUGUGCAAUUUUUGGGCAACUUUGCCCAAAAUAGGACCUCUCUUGCCCAACAAUUCCCAUAUAUAUUGCUUAAAGCUUAGGACCAUGCUUCAACGGUAGGAAGUAGUAGUGCGUUUGAAGCAGUCGCUGUUAUCGAUAAAACGGGGUGCAAAUAUGGAAAUGACUGACCUGCAGUCCUGCAUGUCUCAUAGGAAAAUUGUGUUGAAGCAAAAAUAAAUUCUCCUUUCAAACUCUGA